Propithecus coquereli (Coquerel's sifaka) is the source of this 625-nucleotide messenger RNA. RefSeq lists its product as uncharacterized. NCBI's taxonomy places the organism in Eukaryota, Metazoa, Chordata, Mammalia, Primates, Indriidae. The record is from RefSeq and is a predicted model, not a curated record. The transcript is spliced from 3 exons. Bases 1 to 624 code for a protein of 207 amino acids.
AUGCCGUGUUGGCCCGGGAUAGCAGCGGGAGCCGGAGACGCGUCGGUGCCCGUCACAGCGAAGACCCGCCCAGGGCCCGCGAGGCCGAGGCGCCGCCCUCAACCCCACCAACCAGGGGCCGGGGGCCCCACGGGGGCAUCGCGUUUACGGCGCGGCCGGCGCUGUGCGCCCUCCAGCCGACAGGCGACGCUGUGGAGAGCCAGCGACUUCCGGUCGGCUUUCUUCUUCUUUCUGCCGCCGGCGCCAACACGUCCUGUUUUCUUUCGUUGGCCGCGCUGGAAUGGCAGCGUCUGGUGUAGCUGCCGCCACCUCUUAGAGCGGAUUUCUGACUGGCCCGUCGAGGGCAGCGCAGCCUUCUUCUUUGUCCCGUUCGCUUGCGAGUCGUCCCUUAGGGCGUCGGCUUUCGCGCCGCCAGAAGCAUGGGCCGAGAGUCACGCCACUACCGGAAGCGAUCAGCAUCACGGGGACGCUCUGGAAGUCGAUCUAGAAGUCGCUCGCCCUCCGACAAAAGAAGUAAACGUGGAGAUGACAGACGGUCUAGAAGUAGAGACAGAGAUAGAAGGAGAGAGAGAUCUCGUAGCAGGGAUAAAAGAAGAUCUCGGUCAAGGGACAGGAAGCGUCUGAG